Messenger RNA from Nicotiana attenuata, 2653 nucleotides. RefSeq names its product polyprenol reductase 2-like. Gene Ontology annotation, biological process: dolichol-linked oligosaccharide biosynthetic process; polyprenol catabolic process. Gene Ontology annotation, molecular function: 3-oxo-5-alpha-steroid 4-dehydrogenase activity. Gene Ontology annotation, cellular component: endoplasmic reticulum. The coding region runs from base 1374 to 2387 and encodes 337 amino acids. The transcript has 11 exons. The record is from RefSeq and is a predicted model, not a curated record. Lineage: Eukaryota; Viridiplantae; Streptophyta; Magnoliopsida; Solanales; Solanaceae.
UACUUAUACAUGGUUGCCAGAGAUUUUUCCUGAUUUGCACAUGUAUGUUUGAAAAAUAUGUAGGUGGUUUAUUUUUAAUUGUUAUCUAGAAAUCUAAUCCCCUUUUCCCCCUCCUCAAUAAUAAGAUGCUUUUGCGACAAAAUGUUUGAUGAUAUGCCUGAACCAAAAAAGAUUUCUUAGCUACCCAUUAAGGUGUAAUGUUGAGAAUAAAGAGAUUGUAGAAGUCUCCUUGUUUUCAAUAUUAGUAGCUCUGCCUUAGAAUUGUAACAUUACAUCGAUAGUGAUUUCGAGAUUAAAGUCUUAGCUUCUUUCCUGGUUGGUCUUAGAUUAUUCAAGAUAAAUAGAGGGAGGGUGAUGGGGCAAGGAAAGGAAAAAGAAGACAGAACACUUCGGACAAAUUGCCCACACUUGAGUCUUUAAUAUCAAGAAAUAUCCUAAUAUCUCUUGAAAGGCCUCUAAUCAAGAACCAACAUUAAUGAUAAAAAAGGCAAAUGCACCAUAUGUAGAAACGCAAAUGGACGAAAGGUAAUUAAAGGUAAAUAACUAGGGAAAAAAUUAGUUAACAAAAGCUCCACUUUAGUAAGAGAAACCAUGAAGGAAGGAAGCCUUGAACAUUGAAUAAAAGCUGAUCAACCAUAGAAUAUGAAAUCGUGUUUAGCAUAUGUUAAGGUCGCUAUUAAGACUUCAUCAAUAUUUUUCAUCAACUUAACUCAUGACAAGGAUGAUACACUGAUAAGUACAAAAUAAUACUGUUCAAACAUAAGGUGAACUUAGGAGCAUAAAUCUUACAUUGAUAUAGGAGCUUGAAUUUGCUUUAUUGUGCCAAAUAAAACUGUGAUAGAUAAGAUGUUUCGUAAUAUAGAAACUACUUUAUGGAUAAAUUGUAAACGUGUCUUCUUCGAUUAGAUUCACCACGUAGUUUAGAGUGAUAUGGUCCAUUAUCCAUUUGUCAUCCUAUCGAGCUCUUGUUCUUUUCUUUAAUUAUAUUUGAGUUUGAUUACUCUUCUGGUGUCUCUCAGUUGAAACUUAUAUUUUGAGUUAAGUUCUAUAGCGUUCCGUGUUCACUCUCCAAAAUACACGUGUAUCCUGGAUUUUUGAUAAGCGAGACAAUCAGUGAGCCUGACGUUGGAAGAGAAUAUUUCUGAGUUUUGCUUAGUUUUCCUCUCUUCUUUCAUGGUGGAUUUUGAACAUGCAUGUGGUUAUUUUAUCAAAAUAUUCUAGAUUCUGAAUUGCUAUCAGAAACAAAAAGAGUAGUGAAAGGGGUGCUAUAAUAUAAGCAAUCUUCAUUAGUAAAAGGAAAUUUAUUGGAUAUUUCAGGAAGCAUUUAGGCGCAAGAGAGAUUCAUCUGUUGAAGUUUUGAGGUGGAUCCAGGAAUGGAGCUAGGGCUGGUCACCUUGUUGAGAGCUGCAUGGAUUGCUGCCACCUUGCCCAUAGUCAUUUCUUUGAUUCCUUCCUCAAAGCUUCGGUCUUUUCAACAAUUUUUGUUAGGGUUUGCUAAGCGUGGCAAGAUUAUGCAAUCCUCUUCAAGUAAACUCUCCGUUCCACAGAAACUCUUCAUUCACUUCUAUAUUUUAGCUUUUGCCUGGACAACACUUCUGUUAGCUGCAACCUGGAUUUAUGCUUAUAGUACAAUGCCAAAGCUCUCGGAACCUUUGCUUUUUUCUAGUAUUGUUAGCCACUUGACCGGAGGGUCGCGUAUCUUCUCUUUACAAGGAUCUCAUUCAUCAAAGGAACAUAGAAGCAAGAUUGGUUUAUCAGUCUUUCUGCUUUUAUUAAUGGAAGCUCAAGUACUUCGACGCCUCUUUGAGUCAAUAUAUGUGUUUAGAUACAGUCCUUCAGCAAGGAUGCACAUUUUCGGCUAUCUGACAGGUUUAUUCUUCUAUACAGCAGGUCCCCUCUCUCUUUGCUGCAAUUAUGGUACAGAGGUAUACAAGUUUGGGUUGAGUUUGAUUCAAGAGUUUAUUGUUAAAGGGAAAGAUAGGAUGCUAGUAACUGAAGUUGAUUGGUGGAGAUUUUUGAACCCUCUCAUGCAACAAAGAUGGUACGCAUGGAUUGGUGCAGCUAUUUUCUGUUGGGGAUGGAUUCAUCAACGCCGGUGUCAUGCAAUUCUUGGUUCACUCAGGGAGAACAGAGAACACAGUGAUGAUUAUGUAGUCCCUCAUGGUGAUUGGUUUCAAUAUGUUUCAUCUCCUCACUAUUUGGCUGAGAUUGUUAUAUAUGCUGGCUUUGUGGUUGCUAGUGGAUGUUCAGACCUUACGAUAUGCCUACUCUGGGGAUUUGUGGUGGCAAAUCUUGUCUUAGCAGCAGCAGAAACACAUAGAUGGUAUCUGCAUAAGUUUGACAACUAUCCUCGGAAUCGUUUUGCUAUUUUCCCAUUUGCUUAUUAAUAUGCUUUAUGUCCAAGUUUCACUAUAUUAUUUCUUUGAGCGGAACUGUGACUCUAUAUAGGUUUUGUAAGCUAGAUGUGAUUUGUUUCUUGGGUUAGCUGGUAGAAACUGUGUCCUAGCCAUGGAUGCAGAUCUGUGGAUCAAAAUCUUGGCCAACUUUUUUAGUGAGUCAAUGGGAGCAAUUGUGGUUUGCCCUUUUGGAUUUUAACUAUAGCUUCCUUAUCAUGCAACAUAAAUAAUUGAAGAUUGUGGAUGUUGCAGCAGAA